ACUAUAUUAUUUUUCAUAUUCUACACAAAUUCAUUUAUUUCAUAUGGACGGCACAGUUUUGUACUACAAAUUAGCUCAAGUAGAAAAUUUAUUGUUGAGGUAUUUCAGAGAUAUCGCGAUCUAAAAAUUUGAUGUCUGAUCGUGCUUGCGCGCUGCAUCAAAAAAGUCUUUAAAACAACGAGACAUAACUUCACGCACAGGAGUUUACAGCCGGUUUAUACAAAAAUGCGAUUCAUCAAAAACUAGACAUGUUUAUAAAAUGCUAUUGCUAAUAAUGGCGUUUGCGCACAUUUUUUUUAACCUGAAAUUGACCGGACUGAUAUUGACCUUGAUCACGAUAAAUAUGAAAGAGAAAUUACUUUUCGUUAUGAAGAUAUGAUCAUGAGUUGUUUUCACAAAAUGGAGCCUAGAUGAUGUUAUCAGUCAAGGUCAAGGUUGAAAACCUUAUUGUGCUCUUUCCAUAUGCCUAUACAUAUAUGUGCCAAAUUUCAAUGCAUUUGAUUGAGCCAUUUUCAAGUUAUCAUAAGGUGGUCAGUAUUUUAUUUCAUAUUUCUCGGUAACGAGAAUACAUGAGAGCCCGCCCGCAACGCUACAAUCAAUACGUUCGUCCCGCUUACAUCGUAUGAUAUACGAAAUCUUUGAGCUGCAAAAAUCUGUUUAUAUUUUUGCAAUCCUUCGUUUCUGGCAGAGUUUUUUGCCGAAAUCCACUCGUAGAAAAGUUUCUGACACUUUUGAAACGGGUUUUGUUCUAAAAUGGACAAAUCUUGGGACUCUAAAAACAAUUUUGAAAUCCCAUCUUCUGCUCGGUGCCUGCCGGGCACGAGCAAGUCACCAUCGGAACCUGCAAUCACGGCAACGGGUACUAACCCGCAGGCAGCCGGGCCCAUAAUGCCUACCUUACCCGGUGCUUCUCCCCCGACGAGUAAAGCAAAGCCGAGCUCGGGCAUCGCUGUGGGUACUCCCAAAUGCAAAAUUAGUAGCAAGGCAAAGCCGAGCGUGCAAGAAAAUACUAAAUCGUCUAAGACGAAAGUCAAAUCCUCUGAAAAUAAAUAUGUUGGUAAGGCUAAGCCAAACCGCGAGGUUGACAACACGAGCAAGGCUAAGCCGCGCUCGGACUCAAAAUCGAAGUCUGUGGAUUCACGCAUUGAUAAGCUGGAAGACAUGCUUUCUGUGUUAAUGGAGAGAAUCCCUGCCCCGGCACAGCUGGCUCUGGCCCCACAGACAUUCUCCUCUCCGGUUGAUAAAAACACGGAGCCCCUCUCGGUAGGAAGAUUGACCUCGGGGGAAGGCCUUUUGGCCGAUGAUUUUUAUGAUGGAAGUGAAUCGCCAGGUAGCGAACUUCUUUAUGAUACCGACGAUGUCGGAAGCAUGGGCAGAGCUGUUGGUAGUGUGCCUACUACUGCCGGCAAGGGACAAGAUUCAAUUCCCAUGAUCGCCGCAAAAUUUGCCAUGCCCUCGGGGAUUGGUGCCCCCUUACAUGACGACAUAGCUCAAUCUAUGACUUAUUUGAUGAGCAACAAACUGGAAGAAAAAUCUCUGGAUGAGGCGGCUGAGAAAUAUCUUUCCCCCGAAAACUGUGAAUUGCUUGACACUCCAAGAGUGAACACAAUUAUUUGGGAAAACUUGCGUUCAGCAACUAGAAAUAAAGAUCUGAAAAUUCAGUACAUCCAGAAGUCAUUAACCAAAGGCUUGUGUGCUUUUGCACGAUCUCUGAACCCGGCUACGAUGACCCAGGAGCAGCAUGAUGCAUUGGCGCUGCUAUGUAAUGCCAAUUACGGCCUAAAUUCCAUGAGGAAGAAUUUGAUCAAACCGGAUCUCAACCCUCUUUUUCAUCAUCUGUGCCGGCCAACUUACCCAGUUACCAAACACUUGUUUGGCGAGGAUCUGGGGCGCCAGGUUAAAGAACUGCAAGAACAGCAAAAAGCCACGGCAGGUGUUAUGAACACGAGAAACCAGCCUCAAGACAGGCAUCAACGCUCAUAUCAUCCUUAUCGCAAGGUUACAGACUAUGCCAAGCACACCAUGAAACGAGCUGGCUGGUUCCCCAAUCAAGAUCAAGGCAAUUCGUCAUCCCGUAUGUAUGGGAACUCAGAGCGCCCUUUUUUAGGGCAGCGCCAGAAUUCCAACUUCAAGAAAGGGAAUUCAAAACAACAGGCAUCACACACCUACACCCCAACAGCAGCCAACAGGGGCAAACAAUCGUACCAUCGCAAGAAGUAGUCGAGGGAAAUUCCCCUUCAGGCUCAAGCACUCAAGAGGCUUGGCGUGCACACUGUGACCUACAUGGAUUAACAGAGAGAACUACAGACAUUAUUGGUGCAUCAUGGAGAGAAUCAACAAAGAAACAAUACAACAUUUA
This is a messenger RNA of Strongylocentrotus purpuratus (purple sea urchin), 2359 nucleotides long. RefSeq lists its product as uncharacterized. NCBI's taxonomy places the organism in Eukaryota, Metazoa, Echinodermata, Echinoidea, Camarodonta, Strongylocentrotidae. Bases 754 to 2220 code for a protein of 488 amino acids. The transcript has 2 exons. The record is from RefSeq and is a predicted model, not a curated record.